Molecule: messenger RNA, 811 nt
Organism: Rhopalosiphum maidis (corn leaf aphid)
Lineage: Eukaryota; Metazoa; Arthropoda; Insecta; Hemiptera; Aphididae
Product: ATPase inhibitor, mitochondrial-like
Exons: 3
Coding region: 370-699 (109 amino acids)
Biological process (GO): negative regulation of ATP-dependent activity
Cellular component (GO): mitochondrion
Molecular function (GO): ATPase inhibitor activity
Source: RefSeq, a predicted model, not a curated record
GGAAUUUGGAAUGCAUUAUGCAUUUAUUUUUGUUUACCUAAAAGUAAACCUGUAAAUUAAGUACCGAGAGAGUGAGUGACUGUUCCAUGGUGCACCAUAUUGUGUAAUGCAUCCUUAAUCGUUUUACUACGUUCAAACUGUAACUUGAAUGUUUACUGUUUAGUGUUUAGUAUAUUCGACUUUCGCGGCCAUUGUAUUAACGUGUUACGUGACUAUUUAUAAAAAUUUGUGUAUAAAACACAACGGAAUAACUUAAAUUAUAUCUAUAGACUUAUUGUAAUACCUAAGCGCUUGAACGUAAUAUUGUCAUUGAAAAUCUACACAUUAAAAUACAAAAUAUUAUAAAAUCUUUGACCGUAAGAAAUAGCAAUGAAUGUUUACUUGGCAAAGGUUUCAAAGUCUCUCUGUUCUAUUAAUACGUCAGCAAUGAGUUUCAAUAGAUUUAAAAGUGAUGGUUUGGGUAAUUUGGGCAGUGGUGCUGGCAAAGGCGGCGGUGGUGGAGGUUCUAUAAGAGAAGCUGGUGGUGCUAUGGGUGAACGUGAAGCUGCUAAUGAAGAAGAAUAUUUUUACAUACAACAACGACAACAAGUAGAAAAAAUUAAAAAAGAUAUUGAAUUUCGUAAAGCAGAAAUAGAGAAAAAUAUUGAUGAAAUCACCAAGGCUAAAGCUGAACUGGACAAGAUUGGUGAUAAACAGUAAACUACUAUGUACUUACCUAUUUUUAUUUUUAAUAAUAUAAUUAUCAAACUAGAAUUGAAUAUGUAUACAAAAAUAUUUUUUCACAGUAAAACUAUAUUCUUAUUCAUAUAAA